This is a messenger RNA of Pseudocercospora fijiensis CIRAD86, 2336 nucleotides long. RefSeq lists its product as uncharacterized. The record is from RefSeq and is a predicted model, not a curated record. The coding region runs from base 558 to 2027 and encodes 489 amino acids. Lineage: Eukaryota; Fungi; Ascomycota; Dothideomycetes; Mycosphaerellales; Mycosphaerellaceae. Gene Ontology annotation, cellular component: nucleus. Gene Ontology annotation, molecular function: RNA binding. The transcript is spliced from 3 exons.
CGCGUAAGAAUAACUACACACCACAGCCGCAGCUGACAACCUCGACCGGGACGACACCACAUCACGAGAAUCCGAUUCCUUAUAUUACGCUUCGGGCGACACACGCUCGCAUUGCGCAGGAUCUGUUUGCGCCCGCCGCACGUUCCUAACCAGGCGCGACGCUUGUGGUCGCCCUUCACCUGUCUGCUCUAUUCUUGCAUCUCGCAAACAAUAGGAUCGCCUUUUAGAGUCACCUGCCCCUAUCACUCCGGCCGGACAAUAAGAGACAAGCGCAUCGUCCGGAUAGAAUCAGCGCGCAUCGCUACUGCGUAGACUCGAGUCGCUGGGCAGUCCCUACUAGUCUUGACCGGAGCGACACGUACGUGCAAUAGCAUCUGCACCAUAAAGCGACUUUCGACGCGUGCGUACACGUGAACUCGACAAACCCAAGGCACAGACAGUAGCUGGCCCGGACUUUGCUGACUUCAGUAGACUCGGUGAGGCAUCUGUAGACUGAAUCGAGCGACAAGAAGUAGCGCGUAGCUUUCCACCAACAGGAGAGUAGAGUAGACUCCAUCAUGGCGACGCCGGGAGUAAAUGACCUUGACGGUCUGCUUGCGUCUCUUAACCAACUGAAACCACCGGGCGCCAGCAAGAACAAGAUCGCUACUAUCACGACUCUGUGCGUGAACAAUAUCCAGGCCGAGUCCACGAUUGUACAGUCCUUCUACAGAGCACUCAAGAAAGCGCCAGCAACUCAUAAGCUUGGCGCACUUUACGUGAUUGAUAGCGUAGUCCGCCAAUGGAUUGAAAAGGCGAAGUCUUUGGGACAAGAACUGCAGUUUGAAGGCCGUGGAGAGUCUGGCACAUAUCCCGCUGCUGUCAAGCGUGUGACCGAGUUGAUGCCAGCCCUCUUUGACGACAUCAUGAAAGGUCUCCCAGCCGAUCAAAAGCCCAAGUUGGAGAACAUGAUCACCAUUUGGGAGCGUGGUAGUACUUUCCCUGUGAAACUGCUGCAAGACUUUAAGGCCAAGCUUGGUUGUGCACCAGCUGUAAAUGGCUCGACUGCAACCACGACUGCCCCGGCGCAGGCGCCAGUAAAGACGUCAGGUGAGAAGUUCAUGGCACCCAUUCCUAGCAGACCGGUACAGACUCCUGUUGGAUAUCCGCCUCAAUACUUGUAUGAUCAAGGUCUGCUUCCAGGAAAGGCUGCUCCACAGCACCGGGAUCAGCGAGGUGGCCGGGGUCGAUAUAGACAACGCUCGCCGAUCCGCAACAGCCCUGGACCAGGUUCUUUCGGCGGCAGACCGAUGCAGCCCAAGUACAUUGCAUACGACAAUACGCUACCACCAGAUCACAUCAAGGUUCUGUCCCGCACGCUAUUCGUUGGUGGCGCAAACGGCACUCAGCAAGAAAUCCAAGAACUAUUCGAGCGCUUCGGUCGUGUGCAGACCUGCAUCGCAAAUCGUGACAAGCGUCACGCCUUCGUGAAGAUGACUACUAGACAAUACGCGUUGGCCGCGAAGCAGGGUAUGGAGGAUCUGCAGAAUCGCAAUGACCGGGAGACCAUGAACAUUGCACGCCAGACGAAGUGGGGCGUCGGAUUUGGUCCUCGCGAGUGCUGCGACUACCAGCGAGGCGAGAGCACUAUUCCUAUCCACAAGCUGACUGAAGCCGACAUGAAAUGGCUGCUCACGGCCGAGUAUGGUGGCACUGGUGGCAAGCAGGUCGAAGGUGGCAUGGUCUUGGAAGAGCCUGACAUCGAAAUUGGAGCUGGUGUGAGCAGCAAGGCCAUGAGCAAGCGUGUUGGGCCAGAGAACAAUCCGCAGCCCAAGAAGCAGAAAGAAGAUCGUGGCGGACGUCACGGUAGGAACAAGGGUGGAGAUCGAGACCAGGGCUACGGAGGAUACAGCGGCGUUACUGGAGGUCCUCCUGCCAUGGACUACGGCUACGCAAGACCAGAGCCAGUCGCGGUGGCAACGCCUCCAGCAGUGCCUGGCUUCGGCUUUAGCCUGCUCCCGCCAGGAAGCGGCCAGACUUUCCGCUAGGAACGGAAGAAUAGUGUGACAACUUCGGAGGGAUCGCAAAAUUCAGAGAGCUCCAAAGGACGGAGAAAAAGGGGAAGGAAAAUGUGAUGAUUAUGAGCAUAGCGACUGGAUUUGAUCGGCAUUACGGGCGUUUCAUCAAAAGGCUGAGAGGCAUACUGCAGUUCUAGCGUGGCUGGUAUUCACACGGCACUGUAUCAAGUAGCAUCGCGCGGCAUCAAUGAGCAUAUUUUCGGGGUGGCCCUCUCACCUGAGGCAGUCUUUUGUAUCAGCUCCAAACAUCAGUGGGAUCUCAUGGACCUGUUACGCUUC